Messenger RNA from Corylus avellana, 975 nucleotides. The record is from RefSeq and is a predicted model, not a curated record. NCBI's taxonomy places the organism in Eukaryota, Viridiplantae, Streptophyta, Magnoliopsida, Fagales, Betulaceae.
AUGGCCUCAAAUAUGGUGCAAAUCCAAGUUCCUCAAUUGAAAAAGGAAAAUUAUGAGAAAUGGUGCUUCCAAUUCAAAGCAUUGUUUGGAUCACAAGACCUCUGCGAGUUUGUCAGUACCGGGUUCGCUGAGCCCACUCCAGAGCAAGAAGCCACCUAUACUGCAGAUCAAAAAGUCACUCUCAAAGACCAAAGAAAGAAGGACAAGAAGGCGUUGUAUCUUCUUUAUCAAGGAUUUAAUGAUUCAACGUUUGAGAAGGCUGCUGAAGCGGCAAUGAGCAAAGCAGCAUGGGACACCUUGAAUACAAUUUUCAAAGACUUAGAGACCAUAAGUGCAGAGGAGCUGCUGGGAUCUCUCCGAGUUCAUGAACAAUGCAUUUUGAAGAAUGCAAGUGCCACAUCUCUUGAGCAAGCUUUGGAGUCAAAAUUAAAUUGUGACAAACCAAAGGGAGGACGUGGACAAUGGAAUCUAAGACGUAGUGGCGCCAACUACCAUGGUCGAGGUCGAGGUCGAGGACGCGGUAAUACAAAUGGUCGUGGUCCAUCUCAAGAAAGGAGAUAUUUUCCUGACCAGAGAAAGCAGAAUGUCCAGUGUUACAACUGUGGAAAAUGCGAACAUUAUGCCUCAGAAUGUUCGUACAAGAAUGAUGGUCAUGUCAACCUUGAUGAAGCAUCAAGUAGUGAGAAUAAGAAUUCUACUCUCUUAUUGGCACACAAUGAUUCCAGUGGUCAACAUGAUGUUUGGUACCUUGACUCUAGUGCAAGCAAUCAUAUGUGUGGAAGAAAAGAAACUCUUGUUAAACUCAAAGAAGGAGUUUGCGGAAACAUGAGCCUUGGAGAUUCCUCAAAACUUGUAGUUGAAGGAAGAGGAAAAGUCCGGAUCUUCCAGAAAAAUGGCAAGGAAGAAUUCAUCUCUGAUGUUUACUAUGUCCCAAGUAUGAAGGGCAAUAUCCUAAGUAUUGGCCAGAUUCUCUAG